This is a messenger RNA of Salvia hispanica, 1732 nucleotides long. RefSeq names its product NAC (No Apical Meristem) domain transcriptional regulator superfamily protein (gene SOG1). NCBI's taxonomy places the organism in Eukaryota, Viridiplantae, Streptophyta, Magnoliopsida, Lamiales, Lamiaceae. Gene Ontology annotation, cellular component: nucleus. Gene Ontology annotation, biological process: regulation of DNA-templated transcription. Gene Ontology annotation, molecular function: DNA-binding transcription factor activity; transcription cis-regulatory region binding. The record is from RefSeq and is a predicted model, not a curated record.
UGAGUGGGAUAUUUUCAGAGACAAUUCACUUCACAAUAUUCAAGACAAAUCAGACUUUAUUGGACAACAUCCCCAAAUUCGUAUUCAAAUAAGUAGUACUCCGUAGAAGUUUUUGGUGUUUAUUUUGAUUCUCACAGAGCAUUUCACUAUGGCCAGGCCAUCGUGGCUGGUUGACCCGAACAGAAUUGCUACUAAAAUUAGGAGUGCGUCUGGUGCAGUUGAUCCACAAGAAAUCCAGUGGAAAAGCAACCCAACUAAAAGUUGCCCAAAUUGCAGUCAUGUCAUUGACAACAGUGAUGCUCCUCAUGCAUGGCCGGGAUUGCCUCGUGGUGUGAAAUUUGAUCCUACCGAUCAAGAGAUUAUCUGGCAUUUACUUGCAAAGGCUGGUAUUCAGGAUUUCAACCCUCAUCCCUUUAUUGAUGAAUUCGUUCCGACUGUUGAAGAAGAAGACGGCAUUUGUUAUGCCCAUCCUCAAAAUUUGCCUGGUGUAAAGCAGGACGGAAGCGUGUCACACUUUUUCCACAGAGCAAUCAAAGCAUAUAGUACUGGGACAAGAAAGCGUAGAAAGAUCCAUGGCGACAAUUCUGGUGAUGUUCGUUGGCACAAGACUGGCCGCACGAAACCUGUGCUACUCGACGGUGUACAGAAAGGAUGUAAGAAGAUUAUGGUUUUGUACAUAAGCCCAGCGAGAGGAGGCAAGGCUGAGAAGACUAAUUGGGUGAUGCAUCAGUAUCACCUGGGUACUGAGGAAGACGAGAAGGAAGGCGAAUACGUGAUCUCCAAAAUAUUUUAUCAGCAGCAGCAACAAACCAAACAGAUCGAGAGGGGUGAAGAAGAUGUUCCCGAAGCAGCCAUUCACUUGACGACUCCUAAGGUGGAUCCGGUCACCCCAAAGUCUGUGACUCCCGAGCCUCGUCCAGAGACGAGACUCUCCAAUCACGAGGCGUUGCAAGAUUCCACUGUUCCCCUCACCAUUGAGAAUGAUGAAAAUAUUAUGGAAGACGCGAUUGAAACUCCCCUUGGGAAAGCCGAUGAUCAACAUCACGAAGAUGUGGAGAAUGAUGCUGAUAAAGCGAUGGCAGACAACAAUGACGGAGAUGAUGCUGAAGGGAACAAAUGGUGGGAAAAUGAGUCGCAGUAUUUGCUGAGUUCACAGCAGCUUGUGGAAGGGCUAUCCCUUUGCGACGAGUUUCUGCAAAGCCAGUCUCCAGGCAGGGAUGCCAAUGGAGAUGGUCAAGGACAGAAGAAAGGUAAAGCUCUACUAGGCGAAUACGCUCAUUUAGGACCAGAGGACUUGAAGAGGGACUUGGAGGAGUGCCAGAAUAUGGCUACCGAUGCAGAAAACAUUGAACUCACCCCUUCCGAUUUUCGCUUGAGCCAACUCUUAAACGACACCCCUCCAGAUUUUCGCUUGAGCCAACUCGAGUUUGAGUCUCAAGACAGCUUUGUUGCGUGGGGCGAGAACUUCCGAGGAGGGAAGGUGAUCGACUAGUUCCAACGAAGGGUUUUUUUUUUGUUAAGCUUGGGCAUGUUUUUGAGUGAAGUGAGCAAACAACACUUCCUUUUGCUGCUGGUAUUUUGCUUAAACAAAUCUAUCCGUUUUGAAGUUUCAUGUAUUCACAAAUCACUAUGUCUUGCUCAGCCAGUAUAUCCUGCCCUGCUUGUAUAGUUUAUGAAAUCGUUUUUGCAUUCAGAAAUCUUGCAAUUUGCUGUAAAAGUUUGUGUGUGUUUA